Molecule: messenger RNA, 2131 nt
Organism: Procambarus clarkii (red swamp crayfish)
Lineage: Eukaryota; Metazoa; Arthropoda; Malacostraca; Decapoda; Cambaridae
Source: RefSeq, a predicted model, not a curated record
AUGGUUAAGGAAAAACAUCUGGCAGAUAUUUCCCCGCCAGAGCGAGCUAGUUUGUUGAUCUUCUGUCUGGUGUUGCUCUCGUCCAGGGCCCUCGCUGAACUCCCAAGCGGGGCUGCCCAUGGCGGACACAAGGGGCUUGGCGCCGGGCUUGGAGGAGGCUUAGGAGGUGGACACGGAGGCUUCGUCGGCGGCGGACAUGGCUUGUCUGGUGGGCACAUCGGAGGUGGAAUAGUCUCUGGAGGCUUUGGAGGUGGACACGGAGGAGCCAUCAGCGGUGGCCACGGAGGCGGCUUCGGUGGAGGAAGCUUUGGUGGUGGACACGGAGGAGGCUUUGGUGGUGGAGGCUUCGGAGGUGGACACGGGGGAAUCAUCGAUGGUGGAAUUGGAGGUAGCAUCGGUGGAAAGCAUGGAGGAGGAAUCAUUAGUGGUGGACACGGAGGAGGCAUCGGAGGUGGACACGGGGGAAUCAUCGAUGGUGGAAUUGGAGGUGGUAUCGGUGGAAAGCACGGAGGAGUCAUCAGCGGUGGACACGGAGGAAUCAUUGACGGUGGGAUUGGAGGUGGACACGGAGGAGGCUUUGGUGGUGGACACGGAGGAAUCAUCGAUGAUGGAAUUGGAGGUGGUAUCGGUGGAAAGCACGGAGGAGUCAUCAGCGGUGGAAGCAUAAUCUCUGGAGGCUUUGACGGUGGACACGGAGGAGUCAUUGAUGGUGGACACGGAGGCGUCAUCGGUGGAAAAGAUGAUGGAAUCCUUGGUAGUGGUCAUGGAGGAUUCAUCAGCGGUGGACACGGAGGAGUUGGUGGUGGAUUUGGAGGCGCCGGUGGCAAGCACGGAGGAGUCGUCGGUGGUGGCCACGGAGGAUUCAUCAGCGGUGGACACGGAGGAGUUGGUGGUGGAUUUGGAGGCUCCGGUGGCAAGCACGGAGGAGUCGUCGGUGGUGGCCACGGAGGAUUCAUCAGCGGUGGACACGGAGGAGUUGGUGGUGGAUUUGGAGGCUCCGGUGGCAAGCACGGAGGAGCCAUCGGUGGUGGACACGGAGGAGUUGGUGGUGGAUUUGGAGGCUCCGGUGGCAAGCAUGGAGGAGCCAUCAGUGGAGGACACGGAGGAUUCAUCAGCGGUGGACACGGAGGAGUUGGUGGUGGAUUUGGAGGCUCCGGUGGCAAGCACGGAGGAGUCGUCGGUGGUGGCCACGGAGGAUUCAUCAGUGGUGGACACGGAGGAGUUGGUGGUGGAUUUGGAGGCUCCGGUGGCAAGCACGGAGGAGCCAUCGGUGGUGGACACGGAGGAGUUGGUGGUGGAUUUGGAGGCUCCGGUGGCAAGCUGGGAGGAGUCGUAAGUGGUGGACAUGGAGGAUUCAUCAGUGGUGGACACGGAGGAGUUGGUGGUGGACUUGGAGGCAUCGGUGGCAAGCACGGAGGAGCCAUCGGUGGUGGACAUGGAGGAUUCAUCAGUGGUGGACACGGAGGAGUUGGUGGUGGACUUGGAGGCAUCGGUGGCAAGCACGGAGGAGCCAUCGGUGGUGGACAAGGAGGAUUCAUCAGUGGUGGACACGGAGGAGUUGGUGGUGGACUUGGAGGCAUUGGUGGCAAGCACGGAGGAGUCGUCGGUAGUGGCCAUGGAGGAGGCAUCGUGGGAAAGGGGGCAGCCACGGCAAGCGUAAGCUUCAACCUAGGUGGUGUUGGUGGUGGCCUUAAGGGACACGGAGGCAUCUCUAGUGGACAUGGAGGUGGUUUUGUUGGCGGACACGGAGGAUCAGUCAUUGGUGGAGGAUAUGGAGGUUCCUUUAUUGGCGGUGGACACGGAUUAGGCGUCGUCAGUGGUGGACACGGAGGAGGCGCCAUUGGUGGAGGACACAAAGGAGGCGUCAUCGGCGGAGGACAUGGAUUAGGUGUCAUUGGUGGUGGACACGGAGGAGGCGUCCAUGGUGGAGGACACAAAGGAAUCUCUACACCAUAUGGGAAAUAAACUAUCGAAGAACAUUAGAGUUAUCACGAGUUUUCUAAGUAUGAUAAGAGUGUAAUAUAUCGCUAUGCCGUGUUCUGGGUUUUCUCCAGGAUAUAAUAAAUAAUAAAAUCGAUAGAAAUAAAAAAUAUUUAUUUCAGUGGGCCACAAAUAAAUGGACUAAACCAAA